Molecule: messenger RNA, 2813 nt
Organism: Osmerus eperlanus (European smelt)
Lineage: Eukaryota; Metazoa; Chordata; Actinopteri; Osmeriformes; Osmeridae
Product: cadherin-6-like
Exons: 12
Coding region: 352-2760 (802 amino acids)
Biological process (GO): cell morphogenesis; calcium-dependent cell-cell adhesion; multicellular organism development
Cellular component (GO): adherens junction; catenin complex; plasma membrane
Molecular function (GO): calcium ion binding; cadherin binding
Source: RefSeq, a predicted model, not a curated record
UCCCUUCUGCUUCAGCCUCCCUGACAUCUACGGCGAGAAGUGAUGCAGCGCGAGUGAAACGCAGUUGAGGAACAGGCACAAAAGCUGCUUUACAACUGCUGCAGUGAACGGAUACUCUAAGCUCCAUCAUACGCCUUGCUACCGGGGGAUACCCUGCAAAAUAGAACUUCAUUGGCAGGUGCUGUCCAAGGCUGGAGGAGCCUAUGGGAGUCUUGAGGUACCCCAAGAUGCAGAAACCAGUAUGAAGAGAGACCCAAUGCUCUGACCAAAGAGCGCUCACCAGAGAACACCAAGGGAGGAAGGAAAAGGAGAAGGGAAGGAAAGCAGGGAAGGGAAAAGAGUGAAGUUAGGAUGGAGAGAGGCACGGUGUGUCUCCUGCUGGUUCUGUGGGCCUGUUUCACCCUCUGCUCCCCCAGCGAGGGCCUGCGAUCCCUGAGGAGGACUACAGGGGGGCGGCGGGGGGUGGCGGCGGCGGCGGGGGGGCUGAUGGGAGAGGACGCCAACGGAGCGCCGCUGAGAAGGUCCAAACGUGGGUGGAUGUGGAACCAGUUUUUCCUGCUGGAGGAGUACACUGGGACGGACAUGCAGUACGUCGGCAAGCUCCACUCUGACGGCGACCGAGGAGAUGGGAGCGUGCGGUACGUCCUGACCGGCGAGGGGGCGGGGAGUCUGUUCAAGAUUGACGAGAAGUCAGGGGACAUCCAUGCCACCAAGAGGCUGGACCGUGAGGAAAAAGGGUACUAUUCGCUCCGCGCCAAGGCCGUCAACAGGUUCACCAAUGAAGCGCUGGAGGGCGAGUCUGAGUUUAUCAUCAAGAUCCACGACAUCAACGACAACGAGCCCAAGUUCACAAAGGACAUUUACACUGCCAGCGUGCCUGAGAUGUCCAAAAUAGGUACCGUGGUGAUGCAGGUGACGGCCAACGACGCCGACGAUGCCACCUAUGGAAACAGUGCCAGGGUGGUCUACAGCAUCCUGCAGGGUCAGCCGUACUUCUCAGUGGAGCCGGAGACAGGUGUGAUCAGGACGGCCCUCCCGAACAUGGAUAGGGAGGUGAAGGAGAACUACCAGGUGGUGAUCCAGGCCAAGGACAUGGCUGGACAGAUGGGUGGGCUCUCAGGGACCACCACAGUCAGCAUCACCCUUUCAGACGUCAACGACAACCCCCCGCGCUUCUCCAAGAGUGUGUACGAGUUCAAGGCCCCGGAGUCGCUGGAGGCCGGCUCUGUCGUGGGCGUGAUCCGAGCUGUGGACGCUGACAUCGGGGAAAACGCCGCCAUGGACUACCGCAUCAGCAGCAGCGAUGGGGCGGGCAUGUUCGACAUCCACACCAACAGGAGCACCCAGGAAGGUGUCAUCACCCUCCGGAAGCCUCUGGACUUUGAGAAGAAGAGGACGUACAGCAUGAGGGUGGAGGUGGAGAACGUCCACCUGAACCCCCGCUUCCACACCAUGGGCCCCUUCAGGGACGAGGCCGCCGUCAAGCUGUUCGUGGAGGACGUGGAUGAGCCGCCCGUUUUCGAGCGAGCCAGCUACGUCAUGGAGGUGAAGGAGGACGCGCCCGCCGGCGUCGCCAUCGGCUCCGUGAGCGCCGCAGACCCCGACGGCAGCCGCAGUCCUGUCAGGUACUCCAUCGACCGGCGCACAGACAUGGACCGGGUGUUUAACGUGCACUCAGGCAAUGGCUCUGUGUUCACGCUGAAGAGUCUGGACCGGGAGGAGAACGCCUGGCACAACAUCUCCGUUGUGGCCACCGAGUUUAACAACCCUCGGCAGGUGAGCCGCGUGCCAGUGAACAUCAGAGUGCUCGAUGUCAACGACAAUGCUCCAGCAUUCGAGAGCCUGUACGAUGCGUUCGUGUGUGAAAAUGCCAAGGCUAACCAGGUGAUCCAGACUGUGAGUGCCACAGACCCUGAUGAGCCCAUAGGGGGACACCGCUUCUUCUUCAGUCUAGCCCAAGAGGUUUCUGGGAAAGCAAACUUCUCAGUCCGUGACAACAAAGAUAACUCGGCCUCCAUCCUGACGCGCCGGAGCAGCUACAGCAGCCUGCAGCGGAGCGUCUACCUGGUGCCCGUGGUGAUCUCGGACGGAGACUUCCCCAUGCAGAGCAGCACCAACACGCUGACGGUGCGCCUGUGCACCUGCGACCGCGAGGGCAACAUGAAGCUGUGCAACGCCGAGGCUCUCACGGGGAGGGCGGGGCUUAGCACCGGCGCCCUGGUCGCCAUCCUGCUCUGUGUCAUCAUCCUGCUCAUGAUCGUGGUGCUGUUUGCCUCCCUGAAGAGGCAGAGGAAGAAGGAGCCUCUGAUCAUCUCCAAAGAGGACGUGAGAGACAACGUCGUCAGCUAUAACGAUGAAGGGGGCGGAGAGGAGGACACUCAGGCCUUCGACAUCGGCACGCUGCGCAACCCGGAGGCCAUCGAGGAAAGCAAGCAGCGGCGAGACAUCGUCCCCGAGGCCUUCUACCCCGCCGUCCGCCGGCCCGUCCUCCCGCCGCCGGCGCAGCGGGACAACGGCGACGUCCGGGACUUCAUCAACCAGAGGCUCCAGGACAACGACACCGACCCCACGGCACCCCCCUACGACUCCCUCGCCACUUACGCCUACGAGGGGAACGGCUCGGUGGCCGAGUCGCUGAGCUCGCUGGAGUCGGUCACCACCGAGGGGGACCAGGACUACAACUACCUGAGCGAAUGGGGGCCGCGCUUUAAGAAACUGGCCGACAUGUACGGCGGGGAGGACAGCGAUAGGGAUUCCUAACGAGAAACCGGCGGGGAAAAAGGAAGGAGGAAAUGUUAAACAAACACGACACA